GCAGCUUGAACCCUCUCUUAAACCCUCUUUACCUUUUCUCCUUUGAGGGAGAGAGAGAGAGAGAGAUGAGAGAGAUAUUGCAACAGCUAUCUUUGAAUCAGACCCAAAAGAUAAGAUUGGAAGCAGCUCUCCAACAGCUUGAAGAAUCAUCAAAAGCCAGCUCUUCUUCUUCCUCUGCCAUCAUUACUGUCGCCGACACCAUCCCCGUCAACCACGAAGAUGGCGUCCUCAAGGGGCAUGGCACAUCCGAACUUGAUGGUGAGGUGGUCGCUACACUCUGUGGAGUGCUUGAACGUGUCAACAAACUUGUCUAUGUACGCGCCUUAAGGGCCAGGUACAAGCCGGAGGUUGGAGAUAUUAUUGUUGGACGUGUCCUUGAGAUUGCCCCAAAACGAUGGAGAUUAGAGGUUAACUUCAGUCAAGAUGCAGUACUGAUGCUUUCAGCAAUGAAUAUGCCUGAUGGCAUCCAGAGACGGCGGACGGCUGUAGAUGAACUCAACAUGCGCAGUAUCUUUGAAGAAAAUGAUGUUGUUUGUGCUGAAGUCCGUGGGGUACAUCAUGAUGGAAGCUUACAACUUCAAGCACGAAGUCAGAAGUAUGGAAAGCUCGAGAGGGGUCAGUUGCUCACAGUCCCUCCAUACUUGGUGAAGCGGCGGAAACAGCAUUUCCACCACCUUGAACAGUACGGCAUUGAUUUGAUCCUUGGGUGCAAUGGAUUCAUUUGGGUAGCCGAGCAUGUUGAAAUGGAAGAAAAUGAAAUGAUAGAAGAUCAAGAGAACAAACUGGAAGAGAACAGUAAAACCAACAAAAGAUCGAUGACUGUUGAAGAACUAGAACGGAGUUAUACUCCACUAGAAACGAGGCGAAACAUAUGCCGGAUUGCAAAUGCGGUCCGUGUCUUGUCCAUGUUGGGUUUCAUUAUCUCUGUUGAAGUGAUCAUUGACACGGCCGAAGCGAGUUCCUUCUUGAAUAUCGAAAUAAAAGAUAUGCUCGGGGCGGAGUUUUGUGUUCAAAUAGCAGAGAGAGAGGCCAAACGACGGAACUCGUUGGUAAAAAAGAAGGGUUGAUUUUUGGGUGAGAAUUGUAGGUUUCGUGUUGUUCAUUCAAUGAUUUAGUAAUGCAUUUUUUUUUUUCAGGAAUUCUUUUUAAUUUUCUCUUUUCUUUGUUCUCUUUUCAAUCAUGAUUUAAUGAGAAAAUGGUUGAAAGGAGACGAAAGAAAAUUUGGAGUGUUUCUUCAUGUUGGAACAACUGUUGUACAAUUUAUGAAAAAUAUGGUUAUCUA
This is a messenger RNA of Magnolia sinica, 1282 nucleotides long. RefSeq names its product exosome complex component RRP4 homolog. NCBI's taxonomy places the organism in Eukaryota, Viridiplantae, Streptophyta, Magnoliopsida, Magnoliales, Magnoliaceae. Gene Ontology annotation, cellular component: nuclear exosome (RNase complex); cytoplasmic exosome (RNase complex). The transcript has 7 exons. Gene Ontology annotation, biological process: exonucleolytic trimming to generate mature 3'-end of 5.8S rRNA from tricistronic rRNA transcript (SSU-rRNA, 5.8S rRNA, LSU-rRNA); U4 snRNA 3'-end processing; poly(A)-dependent snoRNA 3'-end processing. The record is from RefSeq and is a predicted model, not a curated record. Bases 66 to 1067 code for a protein of 333 amino acids. Gene Ontology annotation, molecular function: RNA binding.